This is a messenger RNA of Verruconis gallopava, 2634 nucleotides long. RefSeq lists its product as uncharacterized. Gene Ontology annotation, molecular function: A2-type glycerophospholipase activity. The record is from RefSeq and is a predicted model, not a curated record. The coding region runs from base 293 to 2281 and encodes 662 amino acids. Lineage: Eukaryota; Fungi; Ascomycota; Dothideomycetes; Venturiales; Sympoventuriaceae. The transcript has 2 exons. Gene Ontology annotation, cellular component: cytosol; intracellular membrane-bounded organelle. Gene Ontology annotation, biological process: glycerophospholipid catabolic process.
UCCAUUAGAGGUCUUGGAUGUUGUUCCGAAGCUUCCGUUGAACUUGGUGGUAUGCCCAAAGAAGGCAGCUCUCUGUGCGCAUCUGACAGCGUGAUCUUCCUUGUUAUGCCAGCUUGGGAUAUUACAUCAGAGCCAUUAUCAUGGUAUACUAUGGCUCAGUCCAAGCUUGUUUCUACAUGAUUCAAGCUCAGUCACUGCAUCAUCUUCUCGCCUUAUUCUUUUGCUAGACACUGCACUUGGACUUGUGCAGUUUUCUGCUUCCGUUUCGAUCUGCAUCUAGGGUAGCUUGAGGAUGAGCAUCAAGGUUGUCUUAGGCGCCCUCUCCGUUGCCGGGGUCCUUUGGCACGCGCAAGGUCUCUAUAUAACAGAGCCCAACUCCGGAAGAAAUCUGGUAGACACUGUGACAGCGAGAAAGCGUGGCUCGCCAGACGCCCCAAAUGGCUAUGUUCCCACGGAGGUUGACUGUCCUACGACACGGCCAAGCAUACGUUCAGCGCACGAGCUAUCGCAGAGCGAGGUUGACUGGCUGAAGACGAGAAGACCGAAGACGGUGGAUCCUCUAAAGGACUUGCUCGGCAGGUUGAACAUCACUGGACUGGAUACCAACGCGUACAUUGAUAAUCACUCAAGCAACAUUUCGAACAUCCCAAACAUUGCCAUUGCAGCGUCAGGAGGUGGAUGGAGAGCACUACUGAACGGAGCUGGUUUGAUCGCCGCCUUUGACAGCAGGACAACGAACUCGACGAAUCCCGGUCACCUUGGGGGACUGCUGCAAAGUUCCACGUAUCUUUCCGGACUGUCCGGCGGAAGUUGGCUGGUCGGCAGCAUAUACAUGAACAACUUCUCGACCGUGCCGACGCUCUUGGACAGCAACGCGGAGAAGUCGGCGUCGGGGUUUUUGUGGGGUUUCCAGGAGUCGAUCCUCGCGGGGCCUCCAGCCUCUGGCACGAUCGACAACGUCGUCGACACGGCCGACUAUUUCACGACCAUCUACGACCAGGUGCAAGGCAAGGAGGACGCUGGCUACAACACCACGCUGACGGACUAUUGGGGCCGUGCCCUCGCGUACACCUUGAUCAACGCCACGGACGGCGGCCCGGCGUACACGUGGUCCUCGAUCGCAAAAGAUGCGGCCUUCCAGCAAGGCGACUGGCCGCUGCCCGUCGUCGUCGCGGACGGACGCGCGCCGGGCGAACUUCUGGUCUCGCUGAACGCCACGAACUACGAGUUCAACCCUUGGGAGAUGGGCUCAUGGGAUCCGACCGUGUACGGGUUCGCACCAGUCCAGUACGUCGGGUCCGAGUUCGACAACGGCGUACUGCCCACGAGCAAGAGCUGUGUGGCCGGGUUCGACAGCGCCAGCUUCGUCAUGGGCACCUCGAGCUCGCUCUUCAACCAGCUGCUUCUGAACCUGAACUCAACCAGCCUGCCGGGCGUGGUCAAGGCCGGGUUCGAGGCGCUGCUUUCACGCCUUGACAAAGCAGAGGAGGACAUCGCGGACUGGGCGCCGAACCCGUUUCGAGGCUGGAACGAGGGCUCGAACCCGAGCGCGGGCGAUGUGACGCUGACUCUGGUGGACGGCGGUGAAGAUCUGCAGAACAUCCCGCUGACGCCACUCAUCCAGCCGAGCCGGGCGGUGGACGUCAUCUUCGCCAUCGACUCGAGCGCGGACACAGUGGCGCCGGGGGCCGCAAACUGGCCGAACGGGACGGCGAUGGUGGCAUCGUACGAGCGGUCGCUGCACGCCAUCGCCAACGGGACGGCGUUCCCUGCGGUGCCAGCGCAGAACACGUUUGUCAACCUGGGCCUCAACAAUCGACCGACCUUUUUCGGCUGCGACGCGGCCAACACCUCGGCGCCCACGCCGCUGAUCGUGUACCUGCCCAACGCGCCGUACGUGUACGCGUCCAACGUGUCGACGUUCCAGCUCGAGUACACAAAGGCCCAGCAGCUCGCCAUCGUGCAGAACGGCUACGACGUCGCCACCAUGGGCAACGCCUCCCGCGACGCCCGCUGGCCCGCUUGCGUCGGCUGCGCCAUCCUCAGCCGCUCCUUCGACCGCACCGCCACCCCCGUCCCGGACAUCUGCCGCUCCUGCUUCGCGGACUACUGCUGGAACGGCACCCUCGCCAACCAGCCGCCCGCCCGCCCGUACGAGCCGGAGCUCAUCCUUCCGGACCGGGCCAUCAACGCUACCAAGAAGGGCGCCGCCGCUGUCUUGCCUGCUCCGACUGCGCUGGCCCUCGCUGCCGCCAUCUCCCUCUCCCUCCUACUCGCCUAGAGCGGUCCCUCAUCGCAUCCGGCCCUUUCUCCACGUACGAUCUUCUCGACGACCUUCCUUUCCUUUUUUUUUUUCUCUCUCUCUCUUCCCCGAUCCUCCUUCCGCGUUACAACAUCACGGGGCAUAUUGGGAAUUUUUUUUAAUGUUUUUGUUGUAUAUAUGCAUAUGCAUACACAUGUAUACGUGUGUUGAAGGAUUGGAAAGACUGGGCUUGGUCUUCACAAAUCCGAGGAGGGACGUCCCACGCAUGACUGUUGUACUGUUGGAUCGAGAACGAACUGAUCAUUUCUGGUGACGGAAACGUACGGGGGGGCAAACGUGAUGUUCGGACAGGAAAUUUUUUUUUUUUUUUU